Molecule: messenger RNA, 801 nt
Organism: Eucalyptus grandis
Lineage: Eukaryota; Viridiplantae; Streptophyta; Magnoliopsida; Myrtales; Myrtaceae
Product: expansin-A25-like
Exons: 3
Coding region: 1-801 (266 amino acids)
Biological process (GO): plant-type cell wall organization
Cellular component (GO): extracellular region
Source: RefSeq, a predicted model, not a curated record
AUGGCUCGGCCUGAGUACCCUCAUCAGUCAACAGUGAUGCUCGGAAGUCUUGCAUUGAUGAUGGUUCUUUUGUUCGGUGUCGCCGGCGGCAACAGCCACAAUGGUGGCAGCCUCCAAGGAUGGGAUUCCAGCGCUCAUGCCACAUUCUACGGCGACAUGCGUGGCAAUGAGACCAUGAAGGGAGCUUGUGGGUAUGGCGACCUGUUCAAGCAAGGGUAUGGACUGAAGACAACAGCCCUAAGCACCGUCCUCUUCAACGACGGAGCGACUUGCGGAGCCUGCUACGUGAUAAUUUGCAUCCAUUCCCCCUGGUGCUUACCCAACCGGCCCAUCAUCCGCGUCACUGCCACCAACUUUUGCCCGCCCAACUACUCCAAACCGACUGAGGUCUGGUGCAACCCGCCCCAAAAGCACUUUGAUCUCUCCCUGCCCAUGUUCCUCAAGAUCGCUCGCUAUCGUGCCGGGAUCGUGCCUGUGGCAUUCCGCCGAGUGAAGUGUGGUCCGAAGCAAGGAGGGAUGAAGUUCGAGAUGAAAGGGAACGAGUGGUGGCUGCUGGUGCUUGUGUACAAUGUCGGGGGAGACGGGCAAGUGGUGGACGUGAAGAUCAAGGGGACGAGGACGGGCUGGGUCGGGAUGACUCGGAAUUGGGGUCAGAAUUGGCAAACCUCGGUCGACCUCCGAGGCCAGGCCUUGUCCUUCCGGGUCACCACCAGUGACCGGAUGGUGCUCCAGUCCGACAACGUGGCGCCGCCCGAUUGGCAGUUUGGCCGGACUUAUGAGGGCAGGAAUUUCGCCGAUUGA